GCUAGUGCCGUUGGCCACCACUACGGAAUCGGAGUCCGAAACUGUGACACGCGCGGAUGGAAAACACAAGUCGCCUUCUCCUCCACUGUUGAUGAUGGAAAGCAAUCCUCCCGAGCACGGGACCAAGCCGAGAUCCGCCAGACACCGCCCCAACCACCGAGUGGUGCGCAAGCAGCCGGCGCGACCCGCCAGCGACCUUCACAACAUCUACAUCACCAGCAAGACAGACUUCAAGGCCCAGCAGCGCCGCUGCGAGGAGCUGCUCAACGCCGGCGCCCGGGAGAUCUUCCUGCACUGCAUGGGCUUCUCGGUCACGCGCGGCCUCAAUCUCGCCCUGCGCCUCGUCCACAACUCGGACGGCGCCCUUAGCUACGCCAUCAACACCUCCACCGUGCAGCUGGUGGACGAACUGCAUCCGCUGUGCGAUGCCGAGGACGUAAUCUUCCGCCAGCGCAACAACUCGGCCCUGCACAUCAAAAUCUUUAACCGCAGCCUCUUCGACAUUGUCGUGCCGCAACCGUCGCAGUCCCAAUCCCAAGCCCAAGCCCAGUUUGCCCAGUUCCGGGGCAAGCCAAAGGCCAGGCAGUAG
Drosophila elegans is the source of this 589-nucleotide messenger RNA. RefSeq names its product ribonuclease P protein subunit p20 (gene Rpp20). Bases 92 to 589 code for a protein of 165 amino acids. Gene Ontology annotation, cellular component: ribonuclease MRP complex; nucleus; nucleolar ribonuclease P complex. The record is from RefSeq and is a predicted model, not a curated record. NCBI's taxonomy places the organism in Eukaryota, Metazoa, Arthropoda, Insecta, Diptera, Drosophilidae. Gene Ontology annotation, biological process: tRNA 5'-leader removal. The transcript is spliced from 2 exons. Gene Ontology annotation, molecular function: nucleic acid binding.